Messenger RNA from Sorghum bicolor (sorghum), 1355 nucleotides. RefSeq lists its product as uncharacterized. NCBI's taxonomy places the organism in Eukaryota, Viridiplantae, Streptophyta, Magnoliopsida, Poales, Poaceae. The record is from RefSeq and is a predicted model, not a curated record. Gene Ontology annotation, molecular function: DNA binding. Bases 129 to 1250 code for a protein of 373 amino acids. The transcript has 8 exons.
CCAGACACGAGAGGCAGCCACCCGACGCUCCGUCGACCCUCUCUAUACUUUCCAUCCAGAGCACGUCGUCUUUAUAGCUUCAGUUUCGAGCGGCGGCGCGGCCGAUCGAGCGAGAGCGGUCGACGGAGAUGGCUGGUUCAAGGGCGUCGUCGCCAAUCGUGGUCAUUUCGGACGACGAGGAGAAGAGCCCGCGGGUGUCGCCGCCGGUUGCCGCCGCGGUCGUCCCCGAAGCCGAGUAUGAGUGGCCGCCGACGGCGGGGUGGUCCGAAGACGAAGACGAAGAUGUCCCGAGGCCGGACUGGCUCCCCGACGGCUUCGGCAUGGAGGGCUACAAACAAGACGACGGCACGUUCCAGGCGACGAACUUCAUCUGCCCCGUGACCGGCUUCAGUUUCAGCACCAAGAAUGAGGUGCUCGAUUAUUGCGUCUCCGGGGGCCUGCAGCGCGCCAUCGAAGCAAAGAACACGCUCGACGACAAGACCACGCUGCAGGGGAAGUACGCAUGGCUCAGGGGGGAUCACAAGUGGCUGCUCGAGAUCAGGGCUUCAGGGGAGAACGGGAGAAUUCCGAGAAAGAUGUACAAGGUUUAUGCUCACCCGUCUUCCAAAGUGAGGAUUGCAUCAAAAGCUGAAGUGAUGCGCCUCAUAGAUGAGGGCAAGCUCCCUGAUGAAUCUGCCAAUGAUGGGGACUGCAACGAUAUAAGCAACAAAGAUAAUAUCAUUGCUCAACUUGAUUUCAACGUCUCGUCUCUUCCACCAGGAUGGGUUAAGGAAACUACAUUUAAGAAAUGCAGUUAUGGCAUUAGGACAGAUAGGUACUUUACGGAUCCUGUGACAAAAAAGGUGUUCCGCUCAAUGAAGGCUGCGGAACAAUACUUUAAGUACAAAGAAAUAAUGGACUGUUACAAACCAACCAUGAGUGUCACCGACUUGUACUCCUUUGAUGGGUACAUGGAUAUGCCUCUUUGGUUAGCAAGAAGACUGAAAAUGGAUGGAAAUAAAGACCAAUGUGAUGAAGAAUGCCAGACUUCAUGUCAGACAAUGAUGCCUCAUGGUGGUGGCAAAGAGGACAUGGAUGAACCAGGGGCACUCCCUGGCAGUGACAAGGUAGGAGUGAAUAGAGAACUAAUGCCCUAUGGUGAUGGCAUGGAAGGUGGAUGGCGCUCUCGUUCACUUACAGAGUUGUACUCAUCACAAAAUGAAAAAGGCAACUUGAAGAGAAAGAGAAAGAAAAAGGAUAGACUAGUGUAGAGUGGGAGAAGUGAGAAUGUUGUCUUGAUUUUAGUUACCCAUAAUCUCAAUGUGUUAACUUGAGAUUUACCAAUUUCCUCACAUUCAUUUAAUCUUUUUUAUUAA